UAAGGAUGAACUAGGUGAACGAUGGUCUGCUGUUUUUGUUCGACGCUGUUUGAGCGCUUCACCUGUCGCAAUCAUCGGCGAAGGAGAGCCAUACAUACCCGUGGCCAUAAGAACAUUGUCGAUGGUGCGUCGAGGAAAAGUAUGCCGAUGAGAAGAAUUUCUCGUGGCGAUCCGAAAAUCGAAGAAAAUAUCGAGGAUGUCAAGGCAAUUGAGCCUGACUAUCCCCAGUGGCCUACCUGGGACGAUAAACCCGAGACGGAGCGAUACAUUCAUGAGAAACCCGUGGCAUCGGUCUCUCCUCUCCCGAACCAGACCAGCCAGAACGAGGAUUCUGAGCAAGCCAUCGCGCUUUACGAUUUCGCAGCUCAGCACGAGGACGAGUUAUCAUUCAGCGCUGGAGAUCGUCUCCUGGUCACGUCUCGAUGCGAUCAGGAUUGGCUCUAUGGAUGCGCACUAAAAGACUCGAAAUACGGUAUAUUCCCGGCGAGCUUCGUCCAAAUUGGUUCCGAAAGCGGCUCCGAAACUGAAUCUCUCAAAGAAAUAGAAAGCAAUUGUGAAAACCUCGAUGGAGCUGAGGGCGCGAAGAAACCGAUCCAAACGACGACUAAAUCAUCGGACGGUCGACCCGUAAUCGCCAUUUUCGCCUUCUCUCCGGAGCAAGAGGGCGAUCUCGGAUUCGAGGAGGGAGAAACUAUAAGUGUGCUCUCACGGAUCAACAAGGAUUGGUUGAUGGGGAGGAACGCGAGAGGUGAAGUUGGUCAGUUCCCGGCAGGUUUCGUCCAACUCACGGACACGACGAAUUCCCAAAAUUCGACGACUCUCGCCGACUCCAACGUUUAUGUCUGCAUUUUCGACUUCGAGGCCCAACAAACGGAUGACCUCACCAUCAGAGCUGGAGAUAAGAUACGGGUGACGGAGAAAAUUUCGGAAGAAUGGUGGCAGGGUCACGUCUUAGGAGACAAACGUGAGGGAAUAUUCCCUUCGAAUUUCGUCGAGCCCUUAUAGAAGCUCAUCAAUGCAGCGAGCGAGAUUACCUGGAACUCAUCGAUUCCUGCCCGUGAUCGAAGUCUGAACACUCUCGCCGGUGCUUGAAAAAAAAACCAGGAGAUUCUACCGAGUUCAGCGGCAGCAACCGAGUUGAGAGCCGAUCGCGUUUUGUCGACCACAAAGCAAUGCGUGGAUUCAAGUGUCAAAAACCCCUAGCGAUGAUAGUCAGAGCUCUAGAAUCAUGGAACUGUUCGAUACCUCUCCCAUUCUCGCAGGCAUGCAUAUCUUCGUUGAUUUAUAUCGAUUGCAUAGUGAUUGUUCAGUGGUGUUCGCGGAGAAGCCAGUCGAUCCUCCGAACGAGAGAGAAAGUUUGUACCGGAGGAUGUCUACAAUUACUCUCGGAUAGUGGGUUACCCCUGUGAUCGGCAGAGUGAUAAUAGGGUUUCGAUGACGGAUUAUUCUUUUUUACGAUCAUUCUACAAAUUGGGGAUCUAAGUCAAUACAUUGCCGGAUAGAAACGUUGUACAUUCAUAAUUUUAGGAAGAAUCGCAUACGAGAUAAUGAGUCAACCGGCACGAACCUCUGCGAAAAGAAACCUCAGCGUGUCUAGAAGCCUCGUAAACGACGCCAUAAACGUUCACAAGCUCGGAUCCUAUAGGUAGAGAAGUCGAAGAAUAAAGUUGGAAGAUGAUCGAGAGAA
Messenger RNA from Galendromus occidentalis (western predatory mite), 1687 nucleotides. RefSeq names its product SH3 domain-containing protein 19. NCBI's taxonomy places the organism in Eukaryota, Metazoa, Arthropoda, Arachnida, Mesostigmata, Phytoseiidae. Gene Ontology annotation, molecular function: protein binding. The record is from RefSeq and is a predicted model, not a curated record. The coding region runs from base 22 to 1005 and encodes 327 amino acids. The transcript has 6 exons.